GUGAGGUUGAACCUGGUUCGCUUUCCGGUUCAAUUGAACCGAUUUGGUUCGGUUUGCUUCCUAUAUAUAUAUAUAUGGGCCAAGAGAGAAGAAGGGAAGGAGAGGACAAGGAGAGAGAGAGAGAGAGAGAGGAGGGAUUUCCGCUGUUCGUGCCGAAGGAGACCCCUCGCGGAACGAAUGGUGGAAUCGAGUGGCUCUGUCUGUCUGGAUGUGGAGAGGAUCUCGUUCGGUGGAAAGGAAUACCUAAUUCAAACUCGCCAUGGUUCUGUAUCUGUAGCUGUGUAUGGAGAUCAAGAGAAGACUGCACUUGUUACUUAUCCAGAUAUUGCUUUAAAUCAUGUGUCGUGCUUCCAAGGCUUGUUCUUUUGCCCUGAAGCUGCCUCGUUGCUUCUUCACAAUUUCUGCAUAUAUCAUAUCAGUCCUCCAGGGCAUGAGUUAGGCGCUGCUCCAAUUUCUUUAGAUAUUCCGGUUCCUUCAGUUGAUGAUUUAGCGGAUCAAGUUGCAGAUGUUCUUGACUUCUUUGGCUUAAGCUCAGUGAUGUGCUUGGGAGUCACGGCGGGUGCAUAUAUUCUUACACUGUUUGCAAUUAAAUAUAGAAAACGUGUACUUGGUUUGCUACUUGUUUCCCCUCUAUGUAAAGUGCCUUCUUGGACGGAAUGGUUGUAUAAUAAGGUAUUGUCUAAUUUGCUUUACUACUAUGGGAUGUGUGGUUUGGUUAAGGAGUGCUUACUUCAAAGAUACUUCAGCAAGGAAGUUCGUGGAAGUGGACAGGUCCUCGAAUCAGAUAUUGUACAGGCAUGCCGAAGUUUGUUGGAUGAGAGACAAAAUACAAAUGUAUGGCGGUUGCUUCAAUCAAUUAAUGGGAGAAGUGACAUCACUGAAGCAUUUAAAAAAAUACAGUGUCGGACUCUAAUAUUUGUUGGCGAAAACUCUCCUUUCCAUUCUGAAGCCAUCCACCUCACUUCAAAGUUGGAUAGAAGAUAUUGUGCUUUCGUAGAGGUCAAGGCUUGCGGAUCCUUGGUGACGGAAGAGCAACCCCAUGCCAUGCUGAUACCAAUGGAAUACUUCUUCACAUGGUAUGGACUCUUCCGGCCUUGCCAAUUUAAUGGGAGCCCCAGAAGUCCUCUCAGUCCAUUGUGCAUUUCGCCAGAGCUUCUGUCUCCCGAGAGCAUGGGUCUCAAGUUAAAGCCGAUAAAAACUAGAGUUUCACUUCAAGCUUGAAAAAGAAAUGACCGGUCCAUCGCGUGCCUUAUGUUAGACUUAGAUUGAUGUUCUUUUUGCGCCUGCAUUCUAACUAAAGCUGUGUAGAUAUUAAAAACUUAAAAAAGAUGAAGAAAGCAUGGGCUGCUCUUGGCUUUUGGUAAAGAUUAGGUAUUCUAUUCUAUUCUAUUCCAUUCAUUUGUAAAUCAACAUUUCAUAUGACUGAUAAUAAUAAUAAAAGAGAAAGAUGUGGUAGAGUCCUUUUGGAUCA
Dioscorea cayenensis subsp. rotundata (Guinea yam) is the source of this 1471-nucleotide messenger RNA. RefSeq names its product protein NDL1-like. The record is from RefSeq and is a predicted model, not a curated record. Lineage: Eukaryota; Viridiplantae; Streptophyta; Magnoliopsida; Dioscoreales; Dioscoreaceae.